AGUCAACCUUUCUCACACAGCAGUUUUUCUCCGCGUCCAAAAUGUUUUCAGAAAAUUCCGCAUUUCUCAUGAGUAACGAUCUCCAACCAUCAAAGUCUGGUCUGAAAGCAGGGAACCAUGGCAUAAAUGGCCAGAUCUCCCAGAUCCCAGGACUGUCCCCAGUUGUCAGCUCUGUUAUUGAGGGGAAGGCCCGUGGGAGAAGGGGAGGAGUCCUAGACAGUGACUCUGACUAUGUCAAGCUUGCAAAACAAGGAGGACACAAAGGACUCCUGUGGCAUGAGGAAUCACUUACCUCUCAACGUAAUUCAUACAAACCUCCAAACUGGUUCUGCCCCUCACCAGAAGACAAUACCAUACCUAGCCUAAUUACCAGCGAAGAGAAGAAAAACCCCGGAGCAUUUCAACACAUGAAACCUCCUUUUGGGACUGACAAUAUGUCAACAUGGGAGAGGGAUGAUAGCUGCAAUGGCGAAGAGAAGAACAACAAUGUUCAUAACAACCAGAUGGAGAAUUUGCAGUCAUCCAUUGAACAUCAUGAGGCCAGCAAAUUCAAGAAGACAAUGUUUGACAAGAAACCGGCUCCUGUCGACAUGUCUAAGCUGUUAAGCUUUGGUUAUGUAGAUGACAACAAACCAACAGCCAACACUUGGGUGUCAAAUUAGAGGACUGCCAGUGUGUGGGACAAGGACGCAUCAAAUGAAAUGUCUCCAACAGGAUUAGUUGCCAUCUUCUUCUCCGACAACAAUUUAUUUUUACCGCGUCAUGCUGAGCCACAUCGAAUGUUACUUAGUUUUAAUUGUGUUGUCAUUUCAGAUGUGUUACUCAAGUGUGAAACUGCUUCAUUGAAUUAAAGCCAGGACCUUUUGUUGAUUGUGCCCGUUAGUGGUGCCCUGUUAACUGCAUAAGUAUGGAAGGUGCAAGUUAAG
This is a messenger RNA of Scomber scombrus (Atlantic mackerel), 926 nucleotides long. RefSeq lists its product as uncharacterized. Bases 42 to 662 code for a protein of 206 amino acids. The record is from RefSeq and is a predicted model, not a curated record. The transcript has 8 exons. NCBI's taxonomy places the organism in Eukaryota, Metazoa, Chordata, Actinopteri, Scombriformes, Scombridae.